AUGGGCAUUCGACGGGAGGCAUGGAAAGACCCGUUUGUGGCGGCGAAUGCCGUGAUUGCAGCGGUGGUGCUCUUCUGCUUCUUCGUCCACCCCACCAAAUAUGUCCGUGUCCAGGGAGAAUGCUCGUCGACGUGGAUCGAUGUAGAUCACCCGUCCAAGAAACCCGUCUGCUGCGACCGAUUAGGCGCCGGUGGACCGUGCUACCCAUUCAUGCGUGAACUGCACACUCUUACGUCGGGACAGGGAGCGUGGACGGUGCCGCUGGCUGUCCUCCUGUUCAACUUUGCCACAACCAUCUUCCUGCCCAAGGUGUCGAUGCGUCGAGUGGCCGCGAUAUUCAAUCGACUUGCCCUGUACUUUGGUAUCAUGGUAUUCCGGACUGUGGUGCUAUACAUCGUGUUCAACCGAAUCGAGCGCGCGUUGUUUCCACGUCCCGAAGCGUGCUGGUACGGCCAUCUGCGUCGCGAUAAGAAGUGCAUCGACGGAUUCGAUCACGCCGACCACAUCGUGCUAUACAUGGUGCACUUCGUGGCGAUUUCGUGCUUUGAAUGGAAGGCUUUGGGCAUGGAAGCGACCCAUCCCGCCAAACGCAUUCUCCUGCGCAUCUGGCUUGCCGCUGUCUUUGUCGUGGCUUGCUAUAGCAUCUACCACACUGCUUACUCGUUUCACAGUGCGUGGGAGAGCGUCGUCGGAAUGCUCAGUGCUCAAUUGUUCGUCAUGAUGCCGCUAUAUUUGUUGACGCGAGACUUGUGGCGGCACAUUCAUCCGGCGUUCAAGCUGAGCCACUUUGUCUGCCAGCAAUAAAAAUCCAUGCAGCACAGUGCACCGACGUCGGCAUGGCCGCGGCCUUCCGCCAUCCCUCGCGCAUGAGUCGUCGGCGGUGGUGCACCUUGUAACGUAUUUCGUACAUUACCGUGUCGUACACUAUGUAUGGCAUGAAAAAUAUUUUUCGUUUGUGCAGAAGAAUACUGUAUUCUCGUCAGUAC
This is a messenger RNA of Aphanomyces invadans, 986 nucleotides long. RefSeq lists its product as hypothetical. The record is from RefSeq and is a predicted model, not a curated record. The coding region runs from base 1 to 804 and encodes 267 amino acids. The transcript has 4 exons. NCBI's taxonomy places the organism in Eukaryota, Oomycota, Saprolegniomycetes, Saprolegniales, Verrucalvaceae.